UAUCUAAAUAACAUUAUACACACAACUUUGGGGGUUCAUUUGGGAUUUUACCACUAACAGUACUUGCACAAUGAAUUAUCACAUAAAUAGCUUGUUAUCAAGUCAAUCACAGGUUAUUAAGUCAAUGUUCAUGGCCUGAAAAAACUUAACAGAGAAAAUACACGGGACACACUCUUAUGAUCCAUACAAACUGGAGAUUUAUACUUAGUUGUCAUAAAAUAUUGUAUUGUUGCACUUAAUGGUGUAUUACAACAUGAGAAAUUAGCAUUAGCCAAUAUGCUUAUAUCCAAAACAGAUAUUAUGUAGCCUACACAACAGACUAUUCUCAUCUCAAAUUAGGUCAUAUGUCCCUUGUAAUUUUAACAAUCCAUGUUUUCUGAGGAAAUUAGUAAAAUAAUGUAUUUGAUAGCUAAAUGACCUGCAUCCUGAUACAAAACAAUAGGUUUAAAGCACACGCUCUGGACGUCCACUCCUCACAGCCUCGCUUUGGAAUCAACAAUGGCUGCAGGCUGAAUAAGAUGUAUAAUGUACAGUAAAUAGAGAAUUGUUGUACAGCUUUGUGUAUGAAUCAGCUUUAAGCUCAGGUUUGUUAAUAUUCCUGUAAAUUUUUCCUGUAUAUAUUGUGCUUUUUUGAUUCUUUUUGCAAAAGAAAACACUAUCGUUCAUGAGAACUUGAAUCGUUGAGUUUUAAAGAUCAAAUUGCUAACCCAUGUUUAUAACUGCGGUAAGCCCUAUAAUUAGCCGGCCCUAAUUUAAAUGGUUUCACAAGACAUAUAAAUAUACACUGAAAAUAUAACCUUUGCCACCAUGUUGUUGUUUUGUUUUGAUGUGAACGUCUUUUAUAAAACCAUUAAAUAGAAACAGAAAGAAUUACUUUUAAAACAGCAAAUGCAAGCGAAACAAUUUAGGUCAGUCAAGUUUGAUCACAGUGUCUUUACAAAAUGUGUCUCCCAUCUCCCACCUUAAAAACAACUCUGUUCAUUACUUAAUGUUUUUAUUUUUUAUUAUUCAUCAUUUAUUGUGAAAUGACAUUUGAAAACAAGUUUUUAUACCUACCAAAUCAGAAAACACUAAAGUUCAUAACCUUCAUUGUGCAACCACUUGAACUAAACAUAACAGCUUUGACUAUAAAUAAAGAACCGGUAUUCACACAAUGUCUUGUUUGUCUCGUAGUCUUGGCACAUCUGUAACCUGACACAACAAAUACAGACUAACAAUUUAACCCAAUUACACAAUAAAAGAUUCAAUUAGCAAAGCUACAUGUAAAAAAAACCCAAUGUAGAAAGGGAAGUCCAACUAUUUACUGAUAGCAGCAUUUUAAAAUGGGUUUGCUUAAUACUUGUUUAUAAUAUUCGAUAUUUAAAGUCUACAGUAUUUCUACCAUUAUAUAUUCGUAAGGACUGUUAGUCAUGACAUUACUGCUCUGUUCCCCAGAUCUUUUCCCUAACCUAUGUCUGCUACUUCAAGAGCAACCACGCUAAGAGGUUAAAAUACUUGGCACCCUGCAUAUCACGUGUAUGGUCCAGAAACAAACUCUAGCAUUCGGGUGUGGGGUGACAGUUAAAGGCCUCUCCUUCCAGGCUGCUAAAAAAGCUCUCAGUGCAGGCAGGUGUCAAGUGUACAACACAAGACAUUUAAGAGAUACAACUUUUAACUUUAUUUGAUUGGAAACAUUACAAAAUUCAGAAACAAAGAAAAACAUUGUGAAGAGGCAUCAAUCAUGGCAGCAGCCAGUGUGUCCAUUUCAGGCUCCACUGGCACCACCAUGGAGUUUGCCGAUUACAGUCUCUAUAGUAACCUGUCUGAUGAUGAGCUCUUACAGCUGGCAAUUGAACGCAGCCUCAGUGAUGCUCAUAGCUCCGGGUCAGGGACUGAAAGCACAAAGACCACUACUGCUCAAAACAGACCUGCAUCAUCACGCCCAGUUCCCCCUUCAAGACCUGCCCAGCAACAGCCUGAACCACCUGCAUGUCCGGCCAAUCCACCUAGAAGAGAACAAACAAACCCAGAUACCGUGUUGUCGAUCAGCCACUUUACCACCGGUUACGGCAAGCGGAUGGUGGCCUACCGAAGAUACGACGGCUCCAUUCAGGUCAUUCCUGAGCUCGAAGAAGAGACAGAUCCUAUUUCAAAGGCCAUUGUGGAAGGUGAUGUUGGAACAGUAAGGCUAUUGGUUAAGACAUCUGGGUGCAACCUUCUAACACCAAACAAACACGGAUGGAUUCCUCUGCAUGAUGCCGCAUAUUAUGGACAAAGAGAAUGUAUAAAAAUUCUCCUGAAAGCUCAACCUGGGAUGGUUAACCAGCGCACUCUAAAGGAUCAGACUGCUUUGAUGUUAGCUGUGUCCAGGGAUCAUCUUGCAUGUGCGGAGUAUCUUCUCGAGAAAGGAGCUGAUCCAGAUAUUGUCAACAAUGACAGGGAGACUCCACUGUACAAAGCUUGUGAAAGGGAGAACCCAGCAAUGGUUGCCAUGCUACUGAAUUACAAUGCGUCAGUGAAUAAGAGUUGCAUUCAAGGCUGGACGGCUCUUCAUGAGGCUGUGUGCAGGAACAAUGUGGAAAUCUGCGAGAUGCUCGUGAAAGCUGGAGCCAAGGUCAGCAAACCCAACAUGUACGGAAUUACUCCCAUCUUUGUGGCAGCACAAAGUGGAAAAGUGGAUACACUUCGGUUCCUUCUAAAAAAUGGUGCCGAUAUCAACAGUCAGGCGUCAGAUGGAGCCACGGCACUCUACGAAGCUUGUAAGAAUGGUCAUGAGGAGAUCGUUGAGUUUCUUCUAUCUCAAAACGCAGAUGCUAACAAGCCUGGCAAAACAGGACUGCUGCCAAUUCAUAUUGCUGCCCAGCGUGGCAGUGACGGGUAUGCAAAUUUCUUAAUGUCAAAGACCUCCUCACUUACGGGUGUACCCGCAAACAUGUCAGUGCAACUACUAUCUAUGCUGAUCCCAGCCACGAGUAAAGCCAGAGUAAGAAGAUCUGGCAUCAGCCCCCUCCAUUUAGCAGCGGAGCGUAACAGAGACGAUGUUCUCGAACUGCUGAUCGAUGCCGGAUUUGACGUCAACGCCAUGCUGUCCGAGGAUCGCGUGAAAAUGUAUGAGGAUCGUCGCAGCACCGCUCUUUAUUUCGCCGUCAUCAACAACAACAUCGAUGCCACCACUAUGCUUCUGGAGGCUGGUGCCAAUCCAAACCUGGACACAUUCAACCCUCUCUUGGUAGCCUUGAGACAGGGCUGCGUACAGACGGUUAUUCUGCUGGUGGAACACGGUGCUAAUGUGAAUGCUUACAUACCCACCCAUCCGACAACGUUUCCAGCCACUGUUAUGUUCUGCAUGAAGUACCUGACUUUACUGAAGUAUCUGAUGGAUCACGGCUGUGACGCUGUGUCGUGUUUUAAUUGUGUAUAUGGCAACAAUCCUCAUCCGCCGAUAAAGACAAGACGUGACCGGGUGGAUGACUAUGAUGAAGAUAGGCAGCCGACCUGUGUUCAGUUCUGUGAGGUGAUCUCCGCUGAUAACUACUCCCGAUGGGCUGGGCCGGUCAUAGACGUGCUUCUUGACUACGUUGGACACGUGAACCUAUGUGCAAGGCUCAGGGAGCAUCUGGACAGUUACCCUGACUGGAACUGCAUCAGAGAGAAAGCUAUGCCUCCACGACCUCUACUGCAGCUCUGCAGGCUGAAAAUCCGCCAACUGCUUGGGAUUAAGAGACUGAAGAAAAUCCACAAGCUUCCAGUUGCUCCAAGGCUAAUAAAAUUCCUGAAUCAUCAAGAACGAGAGCAGGAUUAGAAAAAUGUAAGAAAACCAUUUAGUUUGCUAAAUGUAUGGUUCAAAUGGCACAAAUAUAAGUAAAAUUGGUAACACAAUGGAUAAAAAUGGGUAAACACUUUACAAUAAUGUUCUAUUUUGUUAAAGGUCACAUAACACACACACACAGUUUCUGCCAAUCUCACGUUAAUCUUGCACUGUAAAAACUACUUAUAAAAAAUACUGCCUUAACAUUUUUUGUUAAAUCAACUCAGAUUUACAAGUCAUGUCAACAGAGAUGAGUUGUCACUACUUAUAAAAUAUAGUUUAAAAAAGUCAACUUUAUUUUAGAAGUUAUAACAACUCAUCUCUAGUCAAGAUAAAGUUGAAAUGACUUGAUUCAACAAAAACUGAGUUGAUUCAACAAAAAAUUUUAGAGCAGCAAAGUAUUUUUUACAAUGUGGGUACCUAUAGAGUAGUAUUGCAUCCUUAAAGGUCACAUUCUUUCUGUGUUUUUGAAGCUUUGAUUGUGUUUACAGUGUGCAAUAUAACGUGUGUUCAUGUUUCACGUGUAAAAAAACUAUAUUUUUCAAACAAUUUAGUUAUCUGUAUAGCGCUGUUUUCACUGUCCUAAAAACGGGCUGAUGUUUUCAUUGUUCUAUGAAGUCCCUCCUUCCGAAAUACGUAACGAGUUCUGAUUGUUUAGUUUGUUUAGUGUGUUGUGAUUCGAUAGCAGCUUAGCUUGCCGUUAGCUUACCUGGCGACUGACGUAUUCCUGUGGGCGGAGUUUAGUCAAAAAAACGUUCUAGUGACCUCAUUAAAGCAGGAGGUAGAGGGCUGUAGUCCAAACCGGCCGAUCGCUGUAGGCUUUGAAAGGCGAAUUCUGUUAAAGAAAAUUUAUCGCCCGGCAGUGAACUUUGAGCUUGAUCAUUUUAAAGGUAUUACUUAUAUGCUAUUAUAGCCAUUUUAAAUAGUACACUGUAAAAAAUACUUUGCUGCCUUAAAUUUUUUUGUUGAAUCAACUCAGAUUUACAAGUCAUUUCAACUUGACUAGAGAUGCGUUGUUAUAACUACAGGUGAGUUGUUAUAACUUAUAAAAUUAAGUUGACUUUUCUCAACUAUAUUUUAUAAGUUGCGACAACUCAUCUCUGUUGACAUGACUUGUAAAUCUGAGUUGAUUUAACAAUAAAUGUUAAGAGAGCAAAGUUUUUUUACAGUGUAACUGGCAUGCAACAUACACAAUACAUCAUUGCAUUAUCCCUGGAUAACUUUUAAUGAACUAUACUUUCGUGUUGUUUACAUUAUAUGCUCUUAUGCACUGAUUGCCAACAAAACACAAACAUUUAAUGCAGUUUUACUGUACCCAAGAUUGUGCCCAUACAAGAACUUUCUCUGUAACUCUGCAAAUUGUGAUGUAACGCAACAGAUUCAGUAGUCGAAAAAAAACUUUUCAGAAACUUGUACGAACCCUGACGAAGAGUAUUCGGCAAAGAAAUACUUGUUCAUACGUCUGUUUUUUUUUUGCUAGCUGAGAAUAUAACUGUGUAAAUAAGUCAGAAUUUUAACAUUAGUAAUGUGUUGGGAAACAUUAGCUAGUUACAGCAUUUAUUAAUGUUAUUUAAUACCAGCACAAUUAUGUUAGUUCAUUGUGCAUUAAAUAAUGUUAACAUUUACAACAUUUGAUUUUAAAAAUGUAUUAAUAAAUGGAGAAAUUAACAUGAACUAUACGUGUACCCAUAAUAAAUGCUGUAGACAUAUUGUUCAUUGUCAGUUCAUGUUAACCAAUAAUCUGAAUUUGGGUAACAGAUGAUAAUAUUUAGUGGGUACAUGGUACUUUAAUAUAGUAUUUUUCUGUAUGUAUGCCUAUUUAAAAAAAAAAUGUUUUUUAAGUGGUGACAUUUAUUUAAUGACCUUCAUGUGCAUUCAUUUUAAAAACUAGUUUUAACUUUUGUAAUUUAGUAAAAUGUAUUUUUUUUUUUGUAAUAGAUAUGACUAAAUAGGUGUUUGUACAGUUUUGUUUGAUCAGAUUUCAUUUUGCUUAAUUAAUUAUUUAAUAUUUGCAACAAUAGCCAACACUUAGCAAAUACAUCAAAUUAUUGAACUGUAAAAUGUUAUCUGUGUGUAAUAUUUAAUUAGCACUUAAAGUUGUCAGGCCUUUAUCUAAAACAAACACAGUCUUCAUGUUAUAUUUCCCACCAAUAAGACUUGUACAUCUACUAAUAAAGUGUUAACUACUACUGUAA
Molecule: messenger RNA, 5982 nt
Organism: Paramisgurnus dabryanus
Lineage: Eukaryota; Metazoa; Chordata; Actinopteri; Cypriniformes; Cobitidae
Source: RefSeq, a predicted model, not a curated record